AUGGGCACGCCUCGGAUCUUACGACAUCAGGCGGUCAAAGUAUACAAGCAACUCAUCAGGUUAUCGGCUGACUACCCAGACCCCAAUUACGAUUUGGCCGGUCGGACUCGUGAAUGUUUUAGGGCAACGACCGGUCGGCUGGAGCGGAUCGAGGAGGGCGCGGUUCGGGAAGAAGAGAUGGCAAAGUCAAUCGCCAAGGCUAUCUUCAUUCGGAAAGAGGUCGAGGCCCUGAUCUUCUUGAGUCGUUAUCGCGAGUUGAAGAGGAGGUAUGGCGAUACUCGAAACUCCUUCGAUUGA
Puccinia graminis f. sp. tritici CRL 75-36-700-3 is the source of this 297-nucleotide messenger RNA. RefSeq lists its product as uncharacterized. Gene Ontology annotation, biological process: respiratory electron transport chain. The coding region runs from base 1 to 297 and encodes 98 amino acids. The transcript has a single exon. The record is from RefSeq and is a predicted model, not a curated record. Lineage: Eukaryota; Fungi; Basidiomycota; Pucciniomycetes; Pucciniales; Pucciniaceae. Gene Ontology annotation, cellular component: mitochondrion.